AUUUCAGUAGUUUCGAUUUCAUUAUAGGGGGACUAGUGUACAUGGGAGGGGUAUAUUUCCCAGAAUACAACACGAGGGGAGGCUGAAAUAUGACGUUUAUAUUUAAUCAUGGUACCACUAGGGAGGAGAUGGGAAGAAAGUGCUAAGCUACCCGAAACAUAAACCAAGUCGGCAUUUGCGCUGCACCGGAACAAGUGAGCACGCCUUCCUCUGUGCACACUCACCCACCAGAGGCGGCCAGCCCAGCCGGGACCAUGAGCGAGCGUGGCCCUCGCACGGAGGCCUCCAUAUUUUUGCAGGUGGGGGUGGACCGCCUCGAGCACGAUGACAAAGAGGACAACGAUGAAGACAAGAUGGCACACUACGACGACGACAAAGAUGACGACGACCUGAUGUCGGCACCCUCGGGCUCCCGCGUCUACGACCGCACUACGGUGCUCAUUGAGCAGGACCCCAUCCGGCUGGACGAGGAGGGAGAGGAGGACCAUGGACACUGCGUCGGGGGGGACCACCACGACGGGGGCACUUUCCUGGUCGAUGAGGAGGAGGAGGAGGAAGAGGAGGAAGGCUCUAUGACCUUCAUGGGCGACCAGGACGGCAUGUCGCAGGGAUACGUGCAUCACACCAUCUCGCCCGACCAGAUCCAGUUCAUCAUCAACCCGGGGUCCAUGGCCAUGCCGCGCAACAUCGAGGGGGCCACCCUCACCCUGCACUCAGAGUGUCCGGAGACCAAGCAAAGAGAGGUGAAGCGGUACCAGUGCAUGUUUGAGGGCUGCACACGGACCUACAGCACGGCGGGCAACCUGCGCACGCACCAGAAGACCCACCGGGGCGAGUACACGUUUGUGUGCAACCAGUUGGGUUGCGGCAAGGCCUUCCUCACCUCCUACAGCCUGAAGAUCCACGUGCGCGUUCACACCAAGGAGAAGCCCUUUGAGUGUGACGUGCAGGGCUGCGAGAAGGCCUUCAACACUCUGUAUAGACUGAAAGCGCACCAGAGACUGCACACGGGGAAGACGUUCAACUGUGAAUCGGAGGGAUGCACAAAGUACUUUACCACACUCAGUGACCUGAGGAAGCACAUUCGCACUCAUACAGGGGAGAAACCAUUCCGGUGUGACCAUGAUGGUUGCGGCAAGGCGUUUGCUGCCAGCCAUCACCUAAAGACGCACGUGCGGACACACACAGGGGAGAAGCCUUUCAAUUGUCCCAGCAACGGCUGUGAGAAAGCAUUCAGCAGCCAGUACAGUUUGAAGAGUCACGUCAGGGGCCAUGGGGACAAGGGCCAGCCCUUCAGUGUCACCCUCACACACCCCCUGUCCGAGGAUGCAAAUCAUUCACUGUGCCUCAGUGACUUGAGCCUCAUCUCGACUGACUCGGAGCUCAGAGAAAACAUCCACAAUAACUUGGACUUGAGCAGUGUUACCCCUGUGAGGAUCUUCGAGCUCAUGUUCCAGAGUCCGGAGAACAGUGUCAGUCAAGACGAUGCACAUCCUCACGAGAGACUUGUCGAAGCCUUUGGCCAGGAGACUGGUCAGUCCACCAUGGGCGAUGGAUCCACCCCCAUCUCCUUCUCAUUCUCCCUCGUCCCUUCCUCCUCAUCCUCCUGUUCCCACCCACGCUCUCACCCUCACUCCGACACCACCUCCACCACUGUCCUGGAGGCUUCCUCCCAGCUCCCUGUUAGCCAAACCCCCUCUUCCCAACCGCCAGCAUCUCCUGCAACCAUUAGUAAUGUUACCACAAUCAGCUCCACCCAGCCCCUUGCCACCUUCGUACCCUUACCCACUGCCCUGCAGACACCAGAUGUGCCUGCCCCCUACGUGGCGCUGCCUGCCCAAACCGCUCCAAUAGUGCCCUCUGCUGCGCCAGUAGUGGUGCCAGGCCCAACCCUCGCCAACGCGGCUCUGGGCCCUGUAGUCGCUGCCACCCCCACAGAGACUGUGCCGCUGCCCGCCCUGGCUCACACACACACCGUGCCUUUGGCCAGCAACACCAACCCUGCCCUGGCGCCCCCAGCCUCUGCCCCCACCAUCGCCCCAAGCCACAGCCACACCCAGAGCCUGCUGCAGCCCAGCAUCGUCAUGUCCGACCAGAACCUGCAGUGGAUCCUUAACACCGCUGCCAACAGCCAACAGAACCCAGAGCAAGCGCCACAUGGAGGUCCAAAAGUGGAGAAGGUCUUCUUUACCACAGCCAUACCAGUGGGAGGAAAUUCAGGCAACUCUGUCCAGCAGAUCGGCCUCAGCCUGCCCAUCAUCAUCAUCAAACAGGAGGAGUCCUGCCAGUGCCAGUGUGCCUGCAGGGACUCUGCUAAAGACAAGCUCUCCAACAAGAGCAGCAACGCCUCGACAGCACGACAACAACAGCCCGCAGUGCUCCCCGCUCCUCUACCGCCCCCCGCUCCCGUGACACUGCCCUUUCCCCCCGUACCCCCCCCGGCACCCUCUUCCCCCUUGUGCUGCCUCCCACCGCUCACCUCGGAAGUGAACGAGUCCCCUCCUCUUCCCCAAACAGGAGCGGUACUAGGACCGGGUAGCCCCUCCCCCUCAACCUCUGUACAGACGUUCCCCCCAGGGGUGGCCACGGCGACCACCAACCCCCCCACCAUCACGUCCAUGGUGGCCAAACCAUCCGUGUCGGACUUCCUGUCUCUGCAGAGCCCCGAGAGCACGGCCAACAUCGAAGCUUUGCUACUGGUGACCAGCAAUGAUAACUUCACUAUGGCCACCGCUGGCACUAGCACCACCACCAGCCCCUAGUGGUCCCUAUUCUCCACUCUUCUCUUGCAUACUCCCAGUCAUGGAUUUAAAAGCAUUUUUGUGUAAGCGUUGGGCAGAGGGAGUUUCUACCAUUGUUAAAUUAAAGGGAGUGUGCAUAUGCACAUAUGCAGCCGUACUUGCCGAUUCACCCACUACGCAUCUGCUUUUCAAGUAUUGUAAGUGGAACUUAAUGAGGGGGCUUAUUUUGAAAAGGCCGCAAAAUGCAUGCCAGUCUAGAAAAGUGUUCUUAAUUGGCUGGCUCUCCAUCAAACAAGGUCCUAAGCACUGAUCAUUUGAAAGGCCCGAGGAACUAUUGUGUGCUUCUAUUAUGGCGUUAAGCUGAUUCCUGAGAGCAACAAAACAUUGUCUAUAUCCAUGUACUGUACAAUAGUUCUUAACUGUAACUAUUAUGAUUAGUUGGUAAGUGAUUGACCAGAAUGCACUGCAUGUGAAGUGAAUUGGAAUUUCAUCAACUAUAUUUCCUACAAGGAAUUAGUGUGGCAGUGUUGCCAUUCCCUUAAAAGCAAUGUCUUGCUAAUGCCAUAAUGUGAAGAGUCAUUUCCAGUGUUUUACCUAAAUUAGCUAGUGUAGUCUAGAUCAUUGUUUUGUCUUUUGUCUUGCUUUGUUCGUUUUUGUCUUUCUUUACAGGUAUAUUUACUAAUUGAAAAAGAAAUUGCCUGUGACACAAUUUGCUUGCCUUUUUAAAUAUAAUUUAGAAGUAAAUACAAUAGUAAUAAGCCUAUAACUUAAUAUUUAAUUUGUCAAUAAUUUUUAUUUAUUGGAGAAAAAAUAUCAAAAUCUCUGACCUUAGACUGUCAUCAAGUCACAGCUUAUUCAUCAUCAUUGUAAUCAUUGUUAAUUUAUUCCACUUUUCGCCCAAGGUUUCUUUUUUAGUCCCCCCUGUUACUGAUUUUUGUUUUAUGAAGCUUCUCUCAAUCUGUUUCAGAAAGCUGUUUCAACACAACGCAAUUAAUUGUAUAUUAAGGUUGUCAAAGGUCCUAAAUUGAGUUUUGGUCAGCAAAAUGUCUUCACAAUGAAAUCAUGAAACAAUUAUGAAAAUAAUUGCUCACAACACUGUUUCUCUAUGAAUUUGGACCCACUCAGGGAUGCAUCGUGGCAUAUCUAAUUUAUACAGCUUGAGAUUUUCCUUUAUUUAAUAAGAGAUUGUCCAUUUAGACAUUUUAGCAGUCAACUGCCCGGAUGCCCAUCGAUUGUAGUAGCCCCCUUUUUCGGCUGCACUCUCCCCUCUUUGUGCACUGUCUUAAAUGACUAGUUAUCUGCGUUAUUACUAUGACAAUAUUUAAAUACCACUGCUGUCAGAAGGGGUUUCUGAAGGGUGUUGAUGGUGUAAAUACAUUACAUUUAAAUAUAUGAACACAUUCCUUCAGCUUGUUUUAGAAUGUAUUUGUUUUGUAUAUACAUUUUGAAUAUGUAGACUUGAACCUUGGAAACUAAAGACAAUACCCCCUGCGCUGCCCUUUGUCUUUGCAUUCUGCCCCCAUGCAGAUGCUCACACAUCUUAUGCAGAAGAGUAUAAAAUGAAGCCUUAUAAUGGUUAGUUUUAGGGCCAUUGGCUUCUGUGCAGUCAACAUAGUAUUUAUUUUCAAAUGCAACUGUAAGUAACUUUCUUAGAGUAUAUGACGAUAUUGUUUCACAUGGGACAUAAUGCAAUGAUUUAUAAAACAACAACAAAAAUAAUUGGAGAGAAGGCAUUAUGCCCAAAUAUCAUGUGUAGAGCAAACUUGCCUUACUACAGGAUAUCUCACUUGCUGUGGCUUACUGAGCUGGCUCCUUGUCUUGUCAAUCUUUGCCUAUGGCUUGAUUUGGACACGCUGCCUGACUUUCCUCCUGUUCAUCUAGUCUUGUUCAAUGCCUUUUAGCAGCUGUCUACAAGUGGACAAAAUUACAUUGAAAAGAAAUGCUUCAUUUUUUGUUGGAAGAUUUAACAGAUAAAUGUGCCAACAAAUCAAAUGAUCCCCCAAUUAUUAUUUUUCUGUUGUCAUUUUUUAUGUGAAGAUGUUACUGCAGAAAUAUACUGUAGACUGAAUUUUUUUUGUAGUACUGUAUUGUAGACAACUUAAUACUUUAUUUUACAGAUCACUACAUCAAUGUUGUAGUUGGAAAUUGUAAUUACAUCAACAUUUUAAUUGCUACUUCACAGGCAUUGAUUGACAGCAGCUAUCAUGUUCUAUUAUUUAGCAUGUAAAGAGUGACUGAGACCCAACCUAGGCGUCAUCAUGUAUCAUAGGAUAACCGAGUACGCAGGAAAUCUUUGUCUGGCAUACCUGAGUAGGAGAAAUGUGUAAACUAACAUGGGCUUUGCCCUUUUCCUGUUUUGAGAUUUAACCGAUACCAAAACUUGAUGACCUGGAAUAUUGAUUCAUGUAGUUAGCACUUAAAAUUGGGUCCACUAGAAUGUGAAUUAUCAAAUGUUAAAUAAUUAUUUUAUUUUAUUAUACUAAAUAAAAAAUAUUAACGCAACCAUUUUUGAAAGAUUUUACGGAGUUAGUUCAGAAAAGGAAAUCAGUACAUUUUAAAUAAAUUCAUUAGGCCCUAAUCUAUGGAUUUCACAUGGGUGGGCCUGGGAGGGCAUAGGCCCACCCACUGGGGAGCCAGGCCCAGCCAAUCAGAAUGAGUUUUUCCCAACAAAAGGGCUUUAUUACAGACCUAAAUAAUCAUCAGUUUCAUCAGCUGUCUCGGUGGCUGGUCUCCGACAAUCCCACAGGUGAAGGAGUUGGAUGUGGAGGUCCUGGGCUGGUGUGGUAACACGUGGCCUGCAGUUGGGCGUAUUGCCAAAUUCUCUAAAACGAUGGAUGUGGCUUAUGGUAGAGAAAUUAACAUUCAAUUCUCUGGCAACAGCUCUGGUGGACAUUUCUGCAGUCAGCAUGCCAAUUGCACGCUCCCUCAACUUGACAUCAUGUGCCCAGCAUAAUGAUCAUGCUUUUUAGUUGGCUUCUUGAUAUGCCACACCUGUCAGGUGUAUGGAUUCUCUUGGCAAAGGAGAAAUGCUCACUAACAGGGAUGUAAAAAAAAAUUAUGCAUGAAAUUAGAGAGAAUCAUUUUGGGUGUAUGGAACAUUUUUUGGAUCUUUUAUUUAUUUUCAUGAAACAAGGGACCAACACUUUACAUGUUGCAUUAAUAUUUUUGUUCGGUAUAGGUAUUCCCCCUCACAAUGCUGGUCAAUAACUUGAUGUAUUGUAAAUAUGAACCCUGACCCACUCUCUUACUGCCCUCAAGAUGUUCACAUCCAAUUCGAUGCAUACCUUUUUUAAAGAAAAUAUCUAUGCAAUGAUUUGACUGCAGUAUUCCUUAAAGUACAAAAUGCAACAAAAGUCAUGACCAACCUUUUACGUCAAUGUCUUGGUCCAAGUAAUUCUGUUAAAUCAAUAUUCAGGUUUGCUAAUGUCAACUUUGAAGGCUCAACUUUCUCAUUUGCGAAGCUCCAUGUACGUAACCAAUUUUGCUCACCAAUCUUUCAGUAUUCAACUUAGCGGUAUGACCAACUUGGCAUCCUAUUUUGAUCACCAUGAUCAUCCAUUUUAUGUGAAGGUCCAAUUUAUUAUGUGUGAUGUAUCAUGUUUGAGGUGGGGCUGUGAGCCUGGGCAUUGAAAUUUUUAUUUUUAUUUUACCCCCAUUGCUUUCCAUUGAAUAUUGAAUCGUGUCAUUUUUACAUGUACUUGUUUUGCCUCCCAUGUGAGUUACCUGGUUAAACACUAACUGGAUUUGCUUCUGGAAAAAUUACUACAAUAUGAUUCUGUUGUAAGAAUUAUUUGUGUCAUGUUGUACGCUGCAUCUUUUUAAAAGUUUUGGGUGAAAAACAAGCAUCUUUUCUUGUGUUCUCAUACUGUAUGUGCUAUUUUUGCUCAAGUCAUCUCAAUUAACUUUACGUUAAUCUGUAAGGGUGAUACAAAUUUGGACCCGAUUUGUUAACCCAAUUUAACAGUUUAGACCAAUUGUUAGAAUUGAAAGUGCUGGUUCUACCUUUGCUAGAAGAUACUGACCCUACUGUUAUGCUUGUUUACACCGAGCUGCACUAGGCUCAAAAUGCAAUCUUGGUUACAUUAAGACACUGGAGCCAGCACGAGAUAUGGGUGGGAAAACGUACCUCAAUGCAGGGAUGGGAUAUGCCACUGUACUCCAAAAAAAAUUGCCCUUUUCAUCCUCAUGCUAGCUAGCAGUAGCCACAGCAGCCAUUAUGGAAUAGCACAGAUAUCCACUAGUUACCACAACCACAAAGUCAAAAUUGGCUAUAUUGUAAAACGUCAUGAAAACAAGCUUUCUUAAUUUAAGGAAAGGGUUAGGCAUAAGAUUAGCAGUGCGGUUAAGGUUAGGUUUAAAAUUACAUUUUGGGGAGAGAAAUGGAAUAAAUAGGUGGGGUUUAUGACUGAAUUCAUGAAAACAAAAAUGUUAAUUUAUUUAAGGUUGACAGUGUGAUUAGGUUUAAAACCACAUUUUGAGAAGAGAAAUGGCAGGGUCUAUGUCUGUAGCAGCUAGUGAUGACCAAGAGCAAGUCACAUUGAACAAAGAAGCUAGCUGAUUGGCUGACACUGCCAUUCCAAAAUGGCUACGGUGAAUACUGCUAGCUAGCAGGAGCACAAAAAUUAUAGUUUUCAGGGAAAACUAGCAGUAUUUCAAUCUUCUCUAUGGAUCUGUGUAAAGGUAAAAUUGAGUACAGUAGAAUAUCCCAGAGGUACGUUUUCAGACACUUAUCUCGCACCAGCUCCACAGUGGCCAGAGCAGCAGGUAGCCUAGCGGUUAAGAGUGUUGGGCCAAUAACCGGAAGGUCGCUGAAUCGAAUCCCCAAGCCAACCAGGUGAAAAAUCUGUCUGUGCCAAUGAGCAAGGCACUUAACCCUAAAUGCUCUGGAUAAGAGCAUUUACUACAUUACUAAAAUGUAAACGUAACCAUGGUUCUGACCCCAGUAGAGCUGUUUAAACAAGGGUUGAGUCUCAUGUUCAGCCUUUAUGGAAUACAUUUUACUUAACCUUUAGGUUAAAUUGUCAGGCAAAUAACAGCUGAAAUGGGGAUUUGUUUGUAGCCAAUGGUCAGAUGCUUAGAAUGGUGAGUUCAUAGGUGCAAAACACUGGCGGCAGUUUGGAAAAAGCACAGUUUGUAUUUUGGAAUUCUGUUCAUAGUUAAGUACACAUGAUUAUUUGAGCAUGUGUAAAAUGAGGGGGAAACUUAAAGCUUCCAGAGGAAUGUCUUCAACACCCAAAGAGUGAGAAGUGACGGAUUUCUAUUUUUAAAAGAACGUAUCAUGUGAAAUUGGUUUGCUUACGCUUGUUUUGUAUGAAGUAGUAUUUUAUAAUAAAGCAAUUACUUUUUGAAUUGAGAGCAAUAUAAUACUAAUGAAAUCUUA
Molecule: messenger RNA, 8121 nt
Organism: Salvelinus fontinalis (brook trout)
Lineage: Eukaryota; Metazoa; Chordata; Actinopteri; Salmoniformes; Salmonidae
Product: metal regulatory transcription factor 1-like
Exons: 11
Coding region: 255-2762 (835 amino acids)
Biological process (GO): positive regulation of transcription by RNA polymerase II; central nervous system development
Cellular component (GO): nucleus
Molecular function (GO): RNA polymerase II cis-regulatory region sequence-specific DNA binding; DNA-binding transcription activator activity, RNA polymerase II-specific
Source: RefSeq, a predicted model, not a curated record